Boleophthalmus pectinirostris (great blue-spotted mudskipper) is the source of this 2290-nucleotide messenger RNA. RefSeq names its product HAUS augmin-like complex, subunit 3 (gene haus3). NCBI's taxonomy places the organism in Eukaryota, Metazoa, Chordata, Actinopteri, Gobiiformes, Gobiidae. The transcript is spliced from 8 exons. Gene Ontology annotation, cellular component: HAUS complex; centrosome; mitotic spindle. The coding region runs from base 49 to 2061 and encodes 670 amino acids. The record is from RefSeq and is a predicted model, not a curated record. Gene Ontology annotation, biological process: centrosome cycle; spindle assembly.
GUUUUGGCGGGCAGUUUGGCUGCUAGCAACUACCAAGAGGUGAACUUUAUGUUUUCUGGCACAACACGAUCGUCAUUGAGGCGCCGCAGAGCUGAAGCUAAUCUCUCAGUAGAAGAGGCUAUUUUUCACGUGUGGAAUUUACAGGACAGCUCUACAAUGUUAGAUGGAGGGCAGUUUGUGGAGGCCCUGGGCCGCCUGGGUUUCCCUGGCGCUCCAUCACUGAAGGCAUCAGAGUUUGAUUGGCUGUUUGACUGUGCACCUGAGAACCUCCAUUUUCUGCGGUUUGUUUGUCGAACCCUCAACUCAAGCAAUGCUCUCACUGUGGAGGAGGCUCGAGCCUUCCAGGAGCUACAAAAGUCUGGCAAACCUAUUUUGGAUGAGGCAGCCUUAGGGGAAGUCCUCAAAACCAUUGGGCUGUCAGAUGGAAGCACCGUGAGCUCUGUUUCACCCUCCUCAUUUGCAGCAGUGGGAGAAGUGAGUUCAGAGGAUUUGGAAGCAGAGUUGAAGGCAUUGCGCAAAGAGAAGGACUUGAAGCAAAAACGCUACAAUAGGUUACAGCUCAAGGCAAUUUCACAGGCUGAUAUGGACCUACGGCUCACUGUAGAAAUGGAAAAGACCGCAAGUAGAUUAAAAGAGACAAACGCAUUGAUUGGUGCUGAGAAUGCACACACUAACACAAUUUUGCAAAAUAUGACAGAUGAGGUGAAACAUGUUGGUUCAUAUUUAUCUGCAUGUGACAAAAAUGGACAAAGUGAAUCACUUACAAUGGUCUCCCAGCAUUCCUCUGUCCUCUCCCAGCAUUCCUCUGUCCUCCUCUCCCAGCUGUCUUUGGAUCCCUAUUUGCAACAGGAAGAGCUCAAUACCAAAACACUUGCUGCCUUCACACAGAAGCAUUUUUUCAAAGGCAUCACUGAUAUUGUGGAGGCUUCCUAUUCAGGGCACCUUCAGCUGCUGGACCUCAGCUCAUGUGAGGAAGAGGGAGAGAGCAUGUACUCUGAACCUAAAGACUGUGAGGAGCAGGAGGUGCAGCACAGAAGGACAGAAAUGGCAAGACUCCAGUGGGCUCAUAUAGUGGCCCAUUACCAGCUCAUGCACGCCCAGGCAGAGGAGAAGAGCUUUAAAACUGGGCUGAACUGGCUCUCUGAGAAGUUAUUUCAUGUCAAGAGCAUUUCGAUGUCGUCCUCGCUCCAUAUUCGUAAUGAUGUGCUGAAGAAAGAACUGCAGGCUGUGGAAGCAGAACUGGAAGCUCUUCUCCAAGGCCCAGUCCUUGCGGCUCUCAGGGAGUCUGCCAGACAUCUCAAUGUCCCGGUUGUGAGAGGGGACCUGGCUUUGCAGCUUGCGAGGCAAGAUUACUACACACAAAGAGAACCAGAAGUGCGUGACUACCUCCUCCGUCAAAAGGCAUCAUUUGAUCUUCUGCACUUGGCUCAGGAGAUGGAGUUGAGAAGAUGGAAAACUUGCUUGAAGCUGUUAGAAGAUGUCUUCUGCAAACUGGUGAAUGACAGUGAAGCAGCGUCACUCAGAAUUGAUACACUAGCUCACCCCAACCUGACCAUCAACCCCAGACCAAAUCCUAUUAUCAGCAGCAAGGAUGUAGCAUUUAGCAGAUUACUCCAGAUUCUUGACCAUAGCUCAAACAGUAGUUGCUCUGAGCCCUUUCGAACAUACGAAGCCUUAAACCAGGCCGCCCAGAGCCUGUCCGCAGAUCUCCAGAUAACUCAAGAUGCCUUGGCUGGAGCCGGUCGUGAGCAGUUAUACACAGGAGCCCGUCUCCAUGGCGACUGUGAUGUGCUGCGUAGGGCCAUGUACACAGAGCUCCAGCAGCUGGUCUUAGGGCCUCAGGAACUGAGCACAAAGCUCCUGGAGGCUGAGUCCCAGUUGGAGAGUCUGCAGCAGGUGAUGCAGGAAAUCAUGAGUGAGGUCAAAUCCAAACGCUUACAGCUGGACCGCAGCAGACUUCUGAGGCGGGAGAGGGAGCUGUACAUCUACUUCCACUUAGAUGCUCGAAUACUACAGAAAGUAGUGGAGGACCUAGAGACCAAAAUGUCCGCAAAAGACUAGCAAAUAUUUAGUUUUGAAUGACUAUGUUCAAGUUCAUAAUGCUCUUUGUUUUGACUUGAUUAAUCCAGUAUAUGUAACAAUUCUAAAAUGCUGUGUUUUGUCCUGUUGAUUAUAAAGAAAUAAAUGACUAUUGCCAUUUCAGAUGAAAUGUUUGCUGAAUCAUCCUGUAUUUGAUGAUCCUUGUGUAGUAUUUGUAGAUACAGAAUGGAAUAAACUAACUAUACUUGUU